Molecule: messenger RNA, 1814 nt
Organism: Lutzomyia longipalpis
Lineage: Eukaryota; Metazoa; Arthropoda; Insecta; Diptera; Psychodidae
Product: maltase A3-like
Exons: 2
Coding region: 23-1744 (573 amino acids)
Biological process (GO): carbohydrate metabolic process
Source: RefSeq, a predicted model, not a curated record
AGUUAGUUCUAAAAGUGCAGUGAUGAAGAUCUUGGUGAGUUUUGUGCUCUUGUGCCUAAUAUCGAGGAUUCAGUGCGAUCUGAAUUGGUGGAGAACAGCCAAUGUCUAUCAGAUCUAUCCGAGAUCAUUCAAAGAUUCAGACGGUGAUGGCAUAGGAGAUCUUAAUGGAAUAACCCAAAUGCUGCCUUAUUUGAAGGAUCUGGGAAUUGAUGCCUUUUGGAUGUCACCGAUCUUCAAAUCCCCCAUGAAGGAUUUUGGCUAUGAUAUUUCGGAUUUCCGUGAUAUUCAGCUUGAAUACGGGACUAUGGAGGAUUUUGAUCGUCUCCUGAAAACUGCCCAUGAACUAGACUUGCGCGUUAUUCUGGAUUUUGUGCCUAAUCAUUCAAGUGAUGAGCAUGAAUGGUUCUUGAAGUCUGUUGCUGGAGAUCCUGAGUACAAAGAUUUCUACGUGUGGCAUCCGGGGAAGGAGGAUCCAGCAAAUCCACAGAAUAGGCUUCCACCUAGCAACUGGCUCAGUGCAUUUCGUGGCAGUGCUUGGAAGUGGCAUGAAACCAGAGGAGAGUUCUACCUUCAUGCGUUUGCCUACCAACAACCAGACUUAAACUACAGAAAUGAGAAAGUCGUUGAAGCCAUGAAAGAUAUUCUGAGAUUUUGGCUGGAAAAGGGUGUUGAUGGUUUUCGCAUUGAUGCUGUACCUAAUCUAUUUGAAGUUGAACCAAUUGAUGGUCAGUAUCCGGAUGAAGUUAAGAGCGGCUAUACAGACGAUCCUGAGGAGUCAGCCUAUCUAUACCACAACCUCACUAUGGACUUACCCGAAACAGUUGAAAUGGUCUACCAAUGGCGGGAUGUUGUUGAUAGGUUCAGCAUAAAUGGAAAUACCAGAAUAAUGCUAACUGAAGCAUAUUCACAUAUUGAUAUUCUCAUGCAGUAUUACGGGAAUGGCGUCAAGAACGGCUCUCAUGCUCCAUUCAACUUUUACAUGAUCAUGAAUCUCAACAACGAUUCAAAUGCAAUUGAUUUUCACAGAAACAUCCAACUGUGGUUGGAUAAAUUACCCAACGGUAGUGUAGCGAACUGGGUUAUGGGAAAUCACGAUCAGAGACGUAUUGGAUCGAGGUUUGGAACCCAUAGAAUUGAUCUUAUAAACAUGAUCAUUAAAACUCUUCCUGGAAUUAGCAUUACCUACAAUGGAGAAGAGAUCGGAAUGACGGAUGUUUACAUAUCGUGGGAAGAUUCAGUAGAUCCUGCUGGCUGCAAUUCCAACCCGGAGAUAUUUGAUAAAUUUUCCAGAGAUCCCGCGAGAACUCCCUUCCAAUGGGAUUCAUCAACAAGUGCAGGAUUCUCCGUAAAUCCCAAACCGUGGCUACCUGUGUCGCCAUUGUAUAAGGAGGUGAACGUUAAGGUUCAACAAACAGCUCCACGGAGUCACCUGAAGAUCUACCGAAGACUUUUGCAACUGAGACGAACGGAGACACUUCAGAAGGGCUCCGUUGAGACUCGUACCCAUGGCCAGAAUGUUCUUAGCAUUACAAGACGCCUUCCAGGACGUGAUACCUACAUCACAGUCGCUAAUAUUGGACCAAAAAGGGAAUCAAUUGAUUUGCGGGAGGUCUUCUCUGGACGCUUAAUCUUCCACAUUGUGUCUGUGGAUUCAAAGAAACGCGAUGGAGAUGGUGUAAUGGGUCCAAACUUGGAACUAGCUCCGUAUGAGGCCUUUAUUCUAAGGGGGCCCGUUAAGAUUUAAUCAAAUAUCGGAAAAAUGUUUGAAAAUUAUUUAAUAAAAAAGUAAAUUCUGAAAAAUUCUUACUGAAGAA